CUGCCAAUCCCUCUACUGGCCUCCAUUCAGUGUCCUCCACCCCCCUCUGCCAAUCCCUCUACUGGCCUCCAUUCAGUGUCCUCCACCCCCCUCUGCCAAUCCCUCUACUGGCCUCCAUUCAGUGUCCUCCACCCCCCUCUGCCAAUCCCUCUACUGGCCUCCAUUCAGUGUCCUCCACCCCCCUCUGCCAAUCCCUCCACUGGCCUCCAUUCAGUGUCCUCCACCCCCCUCUGCCAAUCCCUCCACUGGCCUCCACUCAUGUCCUCCACCCCCCUCUGCCAAUCCCUCCACUGGUCUCCACUCAGUGUCCUCCACCCCCCUCUGCCAAUCCCUCCACUGGCCUCCACU
Messenger RNA from Staurois parvus, 348 nucleotides. Lineage: Eukaryota; Metazoa; Chordata; Amphibia; Anura; Ranidae. The record is from the annotation of a GenBank genome assembly.